CGCGAGCCUGCAGAUCACGGGCCGGUCUUGAGCCUCUCGAUAUAAGAACCGCGACGGCGCGCGACCUCGAUCAUUUUGUGUAUGUUGCGCUUGGUCCAUUGCAUCUCGGCGUCUCCGCCUUCAUCGCAGUGGAGAGAUAGAGCCAGCCAAGUCGCAGCAUAACAGAUUGAAGACGCAGACGCAAUGGCGGCGCCGCCCGACAACAACAACAACAAGCUCGACAUUGCCCACGAGGAGCACCAGGAUCACCACCGCCCGAGCAGCGGCACCGCCGCCGCCGGCGGCAUGGGCGUCAAGCAUGCGGACCGCGCCCUCGCGCUCAUAGGCAACGCGCAGGUCGAGCUCACCGAGGAGGACAGCCGGCGCAUCUGCCGCAAGACGGACCGUGUCAUCCUCGCCAUCCUCGUCUGGGUCUACUUCCUCCAGAUCCUCGACAAGUCGGUCCUCGGCUACGGCGCCACGUACGGCCUCAAGACGGACACGGGCCUCACCGGCAACCAGUACUCGCUCGUCGGCUCCAUCGCGCCCAUCGCCCAGCUCGCCUGGCAGCCCUUUUCGUCCUUUCUCAUCGUCAAGGUCCCGCACCGCAUCCUCAUGCCUGUUUUGUGCCUUGGCUGGGGCAUCGCCCAGGCCGCCAUGGCCGCCUGUCACAACUUUGGCGGUCUCAUGGCCUCGCGCUUCUUCCUCGGGCUCUUUGAGGCUGGUUGCCUCCCGCUGUUUAGCAUCAUCACGAGCCAGUGGUAUCGUCGUGCUGAGCAGCCUAUCCGCGUCGCUGCUUGGUACGGCACCAACGGCUUGGCCACAAUCGUCGCGGCCGGCAUCUCGUACGGCCUGGGGCACAUUAAGUCGGACGUUCUUAAGGAGUGGCAGAUUAUCUUCUUGUUCGUCGGUCUCAUCACCAUCGUCUCCGCCCCCUUCGUCUACUGGAAGCUCGACAACGACAUCCCCUCGGCGCGCUUCCUUACCGAGCACGAAAAGGCACAAGCCAUUGAGCGGUUGCGCGCGAACCAGACUGGCACCGGUUCUCGCGACUUCAAGUGGCGGCACGUCCUCGAGACGGCCCUUGAGCCCAAGACAUACCUGUGGAUCGGCAUGGCCAUGCUGCUCAACGUCGGCGCCAGCGUCACAAACACCUUCGGCCCGCUCAUCCUCAACGGGCUCGUGACCGACAAGUACCAGACAAGCCUGCUCAACAUGCCGUUUGGCGCACUGCAGUGCAUCGUCAUCCUGUCGGCGAGCUGGCUCGCGCAAAAGGCCAAGCUCAAGGGCGCGGUACUGGCCGUCUUUAUGCUGCCGGUCGUCGCCGGCCUGGCGGUGCUCUACUCGGUCAAGCGGGACGGGAGCGCGCGCGCACCCUUACUCGUCGGUUACUACCUGCUCGCCUUCCUCUUCGGCGGCAACCCCCUGAUUGUGACAUGGAUCGUCGGCAAUACAGGCGGCACGACCAAGAAGUCGACCAUCAUGAGCGUCUACAACGCCGCCAGCUCCGCCGGCAACAUCAUAGGACCGCUGCUCUUCAAUGACCGCGACGCGCCCGAGUACAAGCCGGGCCUUCGCGCCUGCCUGGGCAUCUUCGUCGCGCUCGUGGCUGUCAUCUUCAUGCAGUGGGCCAAUCUCCUGGUCCUCAACAAGCGGCAGGAGAAGCGCCGCUUGCAAAACGGUAAGAAGGCCAAGGUCGUGGACCGGUCCAUGGAAGACCAUUACCGUAGCGUCCGCGAGGUCGACGACAUGGAAAUCCGCGAGGUGGAGGAGAGCGGGUCGAUACCGGAGCCGAAGCUGGGGGAGAAUGCGUUCCUGGACAUGACGGACCGCGAGAACGAUGAGUUCAUCUACAUCUACUAGCGGUAUAACG
This is a messenger RNA of Purpureocillium takamizusanense, 1852 nucleotides long. RefSeq lists its product as uncharacterized. Lineage: Eukaryota; Fungi; Ascomycota; Sordariomycetes; Hypocreales; Ophiocordycipitaceae. Bases 184 to 1842 code for a protein of 552 amino acids. Gene Ontology annotation, biological process: transmembrane transport. The transcript has 2 exons. Gene Ontology annotation, cellular component: membrane. Gene Ontology annotation, molecular function: transmembrane transporter activity. The record is from RefSeq and is a predicted model, not a curated record.